AUGCAUAUUAUGUUUGAACCGAACGAGGCAUUCUUAUCAGAUGUUGAUACAGAAUCACCAUUACAGAUUGGAUUUGUUGAAACGACUCCAUAUUUUGGUUAUUACUAUAUUAAAUAUAAUCCAAAAACGAAAUUUCAUUCAAUAUUAAGAGAACUGGAUAUCUUCAAAAUGCGAAAUAAUAAACAAUACAUAUCUAGUAAAAAAUUAACUGAUUUAUUGCACAGUGAAUUUGUUAAAUAUAAUGAACGUGGUCCAUUGCCAAUGUUAAAAAUACCUUCUGAUAUACAUGAACAAUGGAUUAAUCGUCCAAAACAAUGA
Messenger RNA from Rotaria sp. Silwood2, 318 nucleotides. Lineage: Eukaryota; Metazoa; Rotifera; Eurotatoria; Philodinida; Philodinidae. The record is from the annotation of a GenBank genome assembly.